AAUAAAAAUUUUAAAUUGAUUAAGUGUAAACUAAUCAAUAAAAAAGUGCGAGUAAAGAAGACAACGAUAUUUCGUUGGUUCAGAUAGUAGGACGACGAGGUUUCGUGAUCAGAUGGAAAUAUUGAUCCUGAGCAAGUCUCGUUCGCUUACGGUCUGUUGUCAAAACACAUUUUCUUGACUGUGGAGCGCAUCAAACGUGCAAAAAGAAACCUUAUUGCGUGAGUUUUUUUACAAUUAUGAAAUAAAAAAUGAAAAUGAUCCUCAAAAAUCGAUAAAGGAAUUCCAAAAUAAAACAUACAUUGCGGAUAAUGUAACAUUCGUCUUGCAAUGUAUCCGUAAAUUGAACAAAAAAACCAGCAGCUGUUUGCAGAAUGGGUAAAUUUGGAAAGAAGCUAUCAACCUUGAAAAUAAAUUGAGGAAUUUGCAUUAAAUUUUAAAUUACGGAAGAAAAGAAUAGGAUAUACAUCAUUCAAUAUGGUACCAACUAGAGAAAAUCACGAUCACUUGUCAAUCAUGAAGAUGACUAUUUCGGACGAUAUCGGAGACCGUUCGCAUCUUCCGGGAGGAGUUGUUCUCGAAGAUGCAGAACAGAAGAUAAGAUGUAGGGAUGAUGAGAUCGUGAAAAGGACUUAUUGAACGUGAUAAAAUCACGUGAUAAAUUUUUAAAGCUGGAGCUCUUCUGCAAAAUGCCUCUGCCCAGCAUCCUGAGAAAGGCGAGUAGUUUCAUCCUAGGGGAUGGUUGUCAGGACUCUCGCCGGGUGAUGUACCAGGAUGGAGAGGCUCUUUUCUGUAAAAACAAUGUCUGUGUUCAUCCACCUACCCUGAUGAGACAGCAUUGCGACGUUGUACAUCACCCAGGAUAUAUGACUCUGACUUGUAAGAUCAACAAGAAUUCAAAUGUACCUACUCUACAUCUUAGCUGGAUUCCUAACAGUACUUUGAGGAAACAUCCCACCACUUUGGAGAAUAUCAUCAGAAAUCGAGAGAACUCUAGGGAUGUCAGUCCUCAUCGAGUCGAGGAGGAGAGAGUUGAUGUCUGUUUAGAGGUCAAAGAGCCGGUAAAUUGUGGAGAUUGCGAACGAGUUUGUUCAGGCGGGAAUUCAACCUCUACUCCACUAGAGCCAUCUCAGCCACUUAAGAACUACACUGAAUAUUCUCAAGACGAAUCGGAACCAAGUUGUGCUUCCCCUAAAACUUCAGAUGCCUCAACUUUUUCUGAAACGAAUGGCGAAGUGACAUUAAAACAUCAAGAGAAUAUUGAUGAAGGACAAGCAAUAAGUAAUUCUUUGGAAAAGAGCAAUGGUAUCCUGAAGGAAGAAGAUAGUUUCCAGGAGAGAAAGUUUCCUGAAGUCUUCGAACAAAAUGAGAAAAUGACUGAUGAAGAACCCCGGUUUUUGUACAGCGAUAAUACAAGUAUCAAAAGUCGAAGUCUCUCCCUCACGUCAAAUUGUAGCUUGUUCGUCAUUGCAUCAAAUGAUGAAGAAAUACCAGCAUGGAUGAGGACGCCAGAGCUUCUGGCUCUUCAGCACAACUUGACCUUCCCAGAAAGUGCAACAGCUUCUCCUAUAACUUUAAGAAGAGCCCAUCGUUGCAGAAGAUUUUCUGUGGAUCUAAGUCAGAUGAGAUCUCUUAGAUUAUUUUUUUCAGACCCGGCAUGUACAAGCGGACAAUUAGUAGUUGCGAGUAGAGAAAGUCAAUAUAAAAUCCUACAUUUCCAUCAUGGAGGAUUAGAUAGGCUAGCAACAACUUUGCACCAGUGGCAUCAACUUCUGUAUCCGAGACUCGAUACCGAGGCUGAAGAAACUUUGCCCUACAGACACUUUAUGGUUUGUAGACCAGAAGUGAGUCGAGAUGAACUCCACCCGGAAGAGGGUCAAGUACCAAUGAUUACCUCCUUAGCCUGGAAGGAUUUGCUGAACGAAAGGGGACAAGUAGAGGAUGACUUGGCUCUCCGGAAAGGAAUAUUUUUGGGGGGCUUGGAGCCUGCACUGAGAAAACUAGUAUGGCCUUUCCUCUUGCAUUGCUACUCAUAUCAAAGCACUUACGAGGAUCGGGAACAAAUUGAUGCGAUAAGAAGACAAGAGUAUACGGAAAUUGAACAUCGAAGACGCAAUAUGGGGCCGGAAGAUGCUGAAAGAUUUUGGAGAAAUGUUGUGUGCAUCGUCGAGAAAGACGUAGUUAGAACCGACAGGGCGAAUCCUUACUAUGCAGGGGAGGAUAAUCCUAAUAUAGAAGUGAUGAAGAAUAUUCUACUCAACUAUGCUGUCUACAACGCACCUCUGGGCUACACGCAAGGAAUGUCGGAUUUAUUAUCACCCUUACUGGCAGAAUUAAAUACGGAAAUUGACGCUUUCUGGUGUUUUGCGGGGCUAAUGCAAAGAUCGGUGGCUGUAUGUACACCUACUGACACCGACAUGGAUAGGAAUCUGAGCUACCUCAGAGAAUUGAUUCGAAUUAUGGUCCCUGAUUUUUACUCUCAUCUUCAAAAGCACACGGAUGCUUCGGAAUUGUUGUUUUGCCAUCGAUGGAUUCUUUUAUGCCUAAAACGUGAAUUCCCGACAGAAGUAGCUCUAAUUAUGUGGGAAGCUUGUUGGGUCAACUACCUAACUGAUCAUUUCCAUCUAUUUCUUUGUCUGGCAGUAAUGUGUGUCUACGCAGACGAUGUAAUAGCCCAAGACCUAAGAACGGAUGAAAUGCUGCUACACUUUAGUUCCCUAGCAAUGUACAUGGAUGGAACAGUAAUCCUCAGAAAAGCUAGAGGAUUGUUGCACCACUUUCGUCAACUUGAUAGGUUGCCCUGCACCCUGGCUGGCUUGUGUAGACAAUGUGGUCCUGGGAUGUGGGACAGCAGUCACGAUCCUGUGAUCGAGUGCAUUGGCCAUCUGAACGAAAAAUGUCCCUUCGCUGAAAACUACGAGUAACGAGCUAACACCGAAGUCUCAUUUCCAAAAUAUAAAAGACACCCAUCCGGCAAUAUGAUGUCCCGGGAAAUCCCGAUCGAAACCAUUUAUAUUCCGGGAUGUCCAAGGGAUAAUCUGGUAGAAUAUUCAAAUUUUGAUACAUCCCAUGUGGAACAUUUUUAAUAUUUUGAAUAUCCAGAAACGUUCCAUAAACCAAUUUUUGCCCCUGCAAGAUAUCCACACUAGGCUGACCCAAAAUACUUUUUGCGAGCUACAAGGCAAGUUACAAGGCAGAAAGAAAAUUCGUAAGUUUUUUUUCGAAAUUCAAAUACUAAUAACUUUUAUUUUUAACUCGCCUUUACUCACCGCAAAAAGUAUUUUUUUUAUUAUUGGGCCAUAUUUUUGAAGUGCCCAGUGGCACUUGUUAAUAUUUGCAUGUCGAAAAAAAAUACGGAUUAUCUUUCUCUAGAGUUCUCCCUGGGCCAUAAACGGCAUAGAAUAGAGUAUCCCGGGAUAUCCUAUUUCUGUGAGCGCAUCGCCUCGAAAUCAGGGAAGCUACAUUUUUAGCCAUGAUUUUCUAUUUAUAAAUUAUCCUUAAUGAGGAUGGCUGCUGAACCAGAAAACCACGGGAAAUAAUGGUAAAAUUAUUUUGCUGACCGGCAUUUUUUAAUCAUUUUUUAUGAAAUUUGUGAAACUAUGACAUUUUUAAUGUAACAUUCUGUUAAGUUUUAGUUUUAAUUUCGAAUUGAUUAAUUUCAAAUUUCAAAUAUUAUAAUGCAUAUUCAAAAGUUUGAGCAAUUGGAAAUUAAAUGUGAACAACCAUCAAGCAAUAACAUAAACAAAUUAUAAAUUUUUGAAGGUCAAUAGUUUUGAUGAAACUUUUCAAGUCGAUUAAGUAUAUGCAUAUAUUAAAGAGCUAAUAAAAGUUGAACUAUAACAUUUAAAAUGAAAUAAUAAUUUACAGUGGAACACUUUGAGAACAAAAACUUCUUAUUCUCAUAAAAAUUGAAAAUAUGUGCAAUCUUUGAAAUUGUAGUGCUUCAACUCGAAAGUCUGCACAUAGGCCAACAAUUGUAACUUUGGAUUAAAACUGCCUGCAUAAAGUAAUUUCAAUUGAAAACGUUUCAAAACGAAAAUUCCUAAUUGAAGACUUCAAAGAAAUCAUUUUUUUUCAAUUAAGCAAUGUUUAAAUUUUUAUUAGUUACAUGAAAUUAUAAUUGGAAAUGUAUUUUUUAAAUAAAAAAAAUAAUCUAAAAUAAAGUACAAUAAUGUGCAAAUUAUAAUAUUUUGUAAAAAUUUGUAAUUACUUGUAAAAUUUAUCAAGUGUUCGAAUUCUAGCAAAAAUUUUUGUCU
Belonocnema kinseyi is the source of this 4253-nucleotide messenger RNA. It is a transcript of the gene TBC1D16, whose product is annotated as TBC1 domain family member 16. NCBI's taxonomy places the organism in Eukaryota, Metazoa, Arthropoda, Insecta, Hymenoptera, Cynipidae. The record is from RefSeq and is a predicted model, not a curated record. Bases 687 to 2921 code for a protein of 744 amino acids. Gene Ontology annotation, molecular function: GTPase activator activity. The transcript is spliced from 7 exons. Gene Ontology annotation, cellular component: early endosome. Gene Ontology annotation, biological process: activation of GTPase activity.